UUUGCAUCUGGACCCGCCACAGCAGAUUACUAACGGUACCAGACGUGAAAGAAGACCCAAUCGUCGUGGUUAUCGUUACGCUUUAACCUCUUGGAAGAAGUUCAUGAAAGCUGCUCAAAUUAAGGCCCGUGACCAGAAAUGGAAGAAGGUGCAAUCACAUUGUUGAAUAAUUUGGACCUCAAUGUUGAUAACUAUACCAUAAGAAUACGCAUUGUUCGUUUGUGGACAAGAGCUGAUUUCAAUAACGCUAGAAAAGUGUAUUGUUAUGAUAUGAUAUUCAUGGACAGUGAGGGAACAAAAAUGCAAGCUUUUGUUUUGGCUAAAAAUGCAGCUGGAUAUCAACAUCUUUUGGAAGAAAAGCGUUGUUUGACUAUUAGAAAUCCUUCAUUGGGUGAGAAUCGUCAGAAGGUGAAGUACGCUAACGGUGGUUUGAAGAUUAACCUUAAUAACAACACCGUUGUUGAGGAAUGCCACGAGGCUAUUGGUUCUGAAUGGGGUUUUGAUUUUACUCCCUUUGAUUCAGUUGUGGAGGAUCCAACAGUUGACAACAAGUUUUUUAAAAGUCCAAUUGAUGUAAUCGGUUUUGUGGUCAAAAGUUUUCCCUUCGAGGUAGACACAGAAACUAAUAACGGACAAAACCAGAAGAAAGUCACCUUUAUGCUUGAAGACCUGAACAAUAAGCAGAUUUUCGUGACGCUUUGGGACGGUUAUGCGGAUCAAAUAAUGGAGUAUGAGAGCAACAAUCGAGGUGAAAAAAAUGUCGUCGUAAUAAUUCAGUUUGGGAAGUACAGAUUCUGGGGAGGUCAUUUGUCUGUUUCAAAUUUGUAUACUGUCACCCGAGUCUUAAUUAACAGUGAUAUUGAUGAGGUUGCUGACUUUAAACAAAGAUUUAUCGAGAAACUUUCUCCCGAAAUGUCUUCCAGUUAUUCUGGCCUAAGUUCUUCUGUUGCGAAGUCUGCCACUGAAGAAUUUCUUUCUGACCUCACCUUUUUUCCCAUUGGGUCGUUAACCUCAAUAGAUACGACUAGGUUUGUUGUCAUUGUUGGCACUAUCAAGAGUUUUGCAUCCAACAAUGAGUGGUUUUACAACGCGUGCACAAACUGCAACAAAAAGGUUUCAACCGUUACUGUUGUUAAAGAAAAGCAGGAUGGUACUGAUGGUUCUGAAGAGGUUACUGUCUUAGAAUGCAAGACUGAUAUUUGUAAUACAAGGACCGUUACAUCAAUUCCACGAAUUAGGCUUUAUAUACGUGUCCAAGAUUGCACUGGUAUUGUGAGUCUGACAUUGUUUGAGCGUGAGGUGACAAAGCUUUUGAAGGUUAAUGCUAAUCAGCUUUUAGACAACAACAUUGAAUUAGCAAACGAAGGAAGCUUUCCAAAUGAGCUAAAUUCAUUACUCAAUAUGAAGUUUGCAUUCAAGAUUGCUGUUUCUUCUUUUAACAUCAGCAAGAAGUCUGAUGGAUAUUCAGUCUCCAAGAUGACUGAUAACCCGGUUGUUUUGUCCGAGCUGGAUAAACAUUUUGACACUAUUCAGCCUAUUGAUGAGGAAGCCGUCAAUGUCGAACCAUCCGAUUCAAAUCGUAAUGAUUAUUUGCCUGUUAAGGAUUCUAUAUCCCAAACGGGAGACGAUGUAACCCCUUGCUCAAAUGUGUUUAAAGUUGGCUUUACAACAUCGUUGGAUCGGAUGGAUGCUGAGUUUGAUACGAGCAGCGAGCGUGACUUGAAGCGCAAUUUGGAAACCGUGUAUGACGUGGAUGAUGUAUCUUCUCAGUCUUCUUCGAAGUCGCGUAAAGAUGGUGGUGUGGAUGCAGUUCUUCUAAUUCCAAAGAAAGAAAAGUAGUCACCUAUAUUUCGAACAUUGUUGGAUGAAAUCGUCUGUUUUUUUCUUAAGUAUUUGGAUAUUUAUGUUUGUUUUGACAAUGGUUAUAACUGUGUGGUUGAUUUUUAUGAACAUGGUUGUUUUAUUUCGAACA
Helianthus annuus (common sunflower) is the source of this 1972-nucleotide messenger RNA. Its product is annotated as replication protein A 70 kDa DNA-binding subunit B-like. The transcript has 12 exons. Gene Ontology annotation, molecular function: DNA binding. Lineage: Eukaryota; Viridiplantae; Streptophyta; Magnoliopsida; Asterales; Asteraceae. Bases 139 to 1839 code for a protein of 566 amino acids. Gene Ontology annotation, cellular component: nucleus. The record is from RefSeq and is a predicted model, not a curated record. Gene Ontology annotation, biological process: DNA recombination; DNA repair; DNA replication.